AUUGUUUUCUAACGUUCAGUACCGUACUAGGAUCACCGGCAGGUGCACGCCAACGUUUACACGGUGCAUGACCGUUCUUCGACUAUUUUCCACCGGCUCUUCCAGCAUAAUUACAAAAUUAUUAUUAAACGUUUAUUUAUCAAGUACUCGCGUGCUAUACCAUGUCGUUCGUUCAAAUUACAUGUUGUGUUUACGUCGUUAUGGCGUUUACCCGAGGCGUCGAAAUGAACCGAGGUACUUUUGCACACCGUUUGACGACCAUCGAGGACCUAGCCACUCGGGACAACGUCAUAAACGUACCGGUUUCCGCGCUGCCCACGGGUUACGUGGUCAACAGGCCCAAUCCAACCAUAGGCGAUAGGGUGGAUGUAAACAAAGAAGUUUCAGAAACUGACAUGUAUUUACUCGGAGCCAUCGAGAAGUUAGUACAUCGGAUGGAUUUAAUGGAUAAACGGUUAAAACGAUCCGAAGAGCUCAUUCAACACGUACUGGAAGGAAAUGCGGCGAACAGAGAAGAUCCUUGCCCGGGCAACUUCACGCGCAUUUCUCACACGUGCUAUCACUUUAGUGAGCGACAGUACAACUGGAAGUCGGCCAUGUCCAUGUGCAAGAGCUUGGGCGGAAACCUGUUGGAAUUCGACAACAAAGAAGAACAGAUCGACGUGCUGACGUUUUUGAUAAGCGACAAAUACCUACGGGGAUACGACUAUUGGACUGGCGGUUUGAACCCGGGACUUUUGUGGAUCUGGGCGAACAGCGCUCGUCCUGUAGUGCCUAAAGACUCAAAUAGGCCGGAAGACCAAGUAAACGGGUCCGGUAGAUGUUUGCGGUUGGCGUUAAACCCGGCGAGUAAGGUGUACGCGUACAGCGGGGCCGAGUGUAGCAACCGGCACAGGUACAUAUGUAAGCACGAGGAAAACGCCACGGACAAGGCUCUGACCAGAAUACACAAAGCACUGAGAGACGACAGAGAAAGAUAUUUGAGCCGAAUCGUCACCGCCACCACUUAAGCGACCAAUUCCGCCAAGAGACUCCCCCCCCCAUCCGACCGUACCUAUUUUUAGUACUUAAAUAUAAUUGUGUGUAAAAAAUAAAAUAAACCUACUAAACAUUAUAUUUUGUCUGUCGUGGUGUACGUAAAUCGGUUUACCGAUAACAAAUUUAAAUCGAAUAAAUGUUAGGGAAUGUGAGCGCUGGAAGUCAAAUUUGUUGAAUUGUUGAAUCACGAACACAAUGUAAUUUUGGUGCUUUACAUUGUCGCAGAGUCAAUAGCAU
Messenger RNA from Adelges cooleyi (spruce gall adelgid), 1275 nucleotides. RefSeq names its product oxidized low-density lipoprotein receptor 1-like. NCBI's taxonomy places the organism in Eukaryota, Metazoa, Arthropoda, Insecta, Hemiptera, Adelgidae. Bases 162 to 1010 code for a protein of 282 amino acids. The transcript has 5 exons. The record is from RefSeq and is a predicted model, not a curated record.